AUGAAGGUGUGUACGUUAGACGCAGCGUUGCAGGGGUGCAAACGGCCGAGGCACUUCAAACAGAUUCUCUCACAAACGAUCAUCACCGGCCUCAUCAGCGACCCCUACGCCGCAAGCAGACUCAUAAACUUCUCCUCUCAUUCCACUCUCGUUCCCUUCCACUAUUCCCUCCGAAUCUUCAACCAUCUCCAGAAUCCUAACGUCUUCACAUGGAACACCAUCAUGCGCGCUCACUUCGAAUUCCAAAACAACCCCCACCAAGCACUCUCACUUUACAAGCUCUUCCUUGCAAAGCACGCAAGACCCGAUAACUACACUUACCCGAUUCUCCUUCAAUGCUGCGCUACCCGGGUGUCCGAAUUCGAGGGAAGGGAGCUGCACGCACAUGUCAUGAGGUUUGGUUUUGAUCAAGAUGCGUACGUCCGGAACACGUUGAUCAACUUGUAUGCAGUGUGUGGGAGCAUGCCCAGUGCGCGCCAGGUGUUUGAGGAAAGUCCUGUAAUGGAUUUGGUCUCUUGGAAUACUGUUUUGGCCGGGUAUGUUCAAGCGGGCGAUGUGGAAGAGGCGGAACGUUUGUAUAGGGGAAUGCCGGAGAGGAACACCAUUGCUUCAAAUUCCAUGAUUGUGCUCUUUGGAAGGAAGGGGUGUGUGGAGAAGGCGCGGCGGAUUUUUGAUGAGGUUCGAGGGAGGGAUAUGGACAUGGUUUCGUGGAGUGCGAUGGUUUCUUGUUAUGAGCAGAAUGAUAUGUGUGAGGAGGCGUUGGUUUUGUUUGUGGAGAUGAAGGCGAGUGGGGUGGCGGUGGACGAGGUGGUUGUGGUUAGUGUUCUGUCGGCGUGUUCGCGAAUGUUGAAUGCUGAGAUGGGGAGGUCGGUGCAUUGUUUGGCGGCGAAAGUUGGGGUUGAGGAUUAUGUUAGUCUUAAGAAUGCAUUGAUACAUUUGUACUCUACUUGUGGGGAGAUACUGGAUGCGCAAAGAAUUUUUGAUGGUGGUGGUGUUCUCUUGGAUCUGAUAUCUUGGAACUCGAUGAUUUCUGGGUACUUGAGGUGUGGUUCAAUCGAAGAUGCUGAGAAGUUGUUUUAUUCCAUGCCGGAGAAGGACGUUGUGUCUUGGAGUGCCAUGAUAUCGGGUUAUGCUCAACAUGAAUAUUUCUCGGAGGCUUUGGCAUUGUUCCAAGAAAUGCAGCUUCAUGGAGUUAGGCCAGACGAAACUGCUUUAGUCAGCGCCAUCUCGGCUUGCACCCAUCUAGCUGCUUUGGACUUGGGAAAAUGGAUUCAUGCUUACAUAAGUAAAAAUAAAUUACAGGUUAAUAUUAUUCUGAGCACGACGCUUAUAAACAUGUAUGUGAAAUGCGGUUGUGUAGAAAAUGCAUUGGAGAUUUUCUAUGCGAUGGAGGAAAAGGGGGUUUCUACCUGGAAUGCAAUCAUUCUUGGGUUGGCAAUGAAUGGUUUGGUGGAAGAGUCACUAAGCAUGUUUGCAGAUAUGAAAAAAACUAGAACACUUCCUAAUGAGAUAACAUUUAUGGGAGUUCUUGGGGCCUGUCGGCACAUGGGCCUAGUGGAUGAGGGGCGUCACUACUUUAGUUCCAUGAUCCAAGAGCACAAAAUAGAGCCUAAUAUUAAGCAUUAUGGAUGCAUGGUUGAUCUUUUAGGACGUGCAGGUUUGCUUAAAGAAGCGGAGGAACUGAUUGAGAGUAUGCCAAUGGCACCUGAUGUUGCCACUUGGGGUGCUUUGCUCGGAGCUUGUAAAAAACACCAUGACAAUGAAAUGGGGGAGAGGGUGGGCAGGAAACUUAUUGAGCUUCAGCCUGAUCAUGAUGGUUUCCAUGUAUUAUUGUCAAAUAUAUAUGCUUCAAAAGGAAAUUGGGACAAUGUUCUAGAAAUUAGAGAAAUUAUGGCACAACAUGGGGUGGUAAAGACACCCGGUUGUAGCAUGAUUGAAGCAAAUGGGAUAGUUCAUGAAUUUUUGGCUGGAGAUAAGACACACCCACAAAUAAGUGAUAUUGAGCACACGUUAGAUGUAGUGGCUGCAAAAUUAAAGAUUGAGGGCUAUGUACCAACCACAAGUGAGGUUUCACUAGACAUAGAUGAUGAAGAGAAGGAAACUGCACUUUUCAGGCACAGUGAGAAACUUGCAGUUGCCUUUGGACUUGUCACUAUUGCCCCACCAACUCCAAUCAGAGUUAUGAAGAACUUGCGAAUAUGUAAUGAUUGCCACACUGUUGUAAAGUUAAUCUCUAAAGCUUUUGAUCGUGAAAUUGUGGUGAGGGAUCGUCAUCGCUUUCAUCACUUUAAGAAUGGAGCUUGUUCCUGCAUGGAUUUUUGGUAA
Molecule: messenger RNA, 2325 nt
Organism: Sphenostylis stenocarpa
Lineage: Eukaryota; Viridiplantae; Streptophyta; Magnoliopsida; Fabales; Fabaceae
Source: the annotation of a GenBank genome assembly